UAUGUUACCGCCGAUCAGAGAGACAAAGAGAGUGAGAGAGACAGAGAGAGAGAGAGUGACAAAGUGUGAGAGAGAGAGUGUCGGGUCAGAGGUCAUUGGUUGAUGUUUACGCGUUCGCCGGUCUUAUCGCUUAGGGUUAAUGCAGGGUUAAUGUAGAGAAUGCUUACACAAGGUCCUGAGGGUGACUCACGUAAGGGGCGACAGAGACCCUGAGGGUGAGCUACAAGGGAGAAAAGGGAGCAGACGGUGUCAAGAAUUGGUACUAUUCACACGGAUAUCCUUUCUGUCCGAGUUUGUCCGAGUCCGAGAGCCCGAAACACGUUUUGACCGAACAGGAUCAAAAUAAAAGUUCGUGUCGACGUGCGGGUGUCUCAUUCUCCAGGUCAACAUUAUUGAAAUCACCGCAGUUGCGGUAACAGUCAAAACGUGAAUUCAAUAGUGGUCUUGGUAACGAAGAAGACAGUGGAAGUGAUCUUGACACCGUCUUGUGUGUGCCGCCCGCCUCCCGUGCACCGGCGGCCUUGUGUGUGCCGCCCGCCUCCCGUGCACCGGCGGCCUUGUGUGUGCCCCCCGCCUCCCGUGCACCGGCGGCCUUGUGUGUGCCCCCCGCCUCCCGUGCACCGGCGGCCCCGUGUGUGCCCCCCGCCUCCCGUGCACCGGCGGCCUUGUGUGUGCCGCCCGCCUCCCGUGCACCGGCGGCCUUGUGUGUGCCGCCAGCCUCCCGUGCACCGGCGGCCUUGUGUGUGCCGCCCGCCUCCCGUCCACCGGCGGCCUUGUGUGUGCCGCCCGUCUCCCGUGCACCGGCGGCCUUGUGUGUGCCGCCCUGCCGCCCGGAGAGUCAGCCGAACCCCACCACCUCUCCUACACCUGGCCGGUGAGAAAUUCCUGCCGCGUUCGGACUCCUUCACAGGCCGUGAGUAGGCUUCUUGGUACUGCCAUCAGGGGUGAUCGUUAGAAGAUGGAUGCCGAGACCGUGGAAACUGGGGGCUCUGCUAUGGAGUCAGACCCUGUGUUGACUCAGGCACAGCUGGAGGUGGAUCUGUUGGAGAGGGAACCUCCUUUGGUUCCAGAACUAACGGAUACAAAUAUCGUGCUGGCACAACGACAGUUGGAAAACAAGAUGGACAAAAUCGCGAAGACACUAUCUACUGUGACGACGAUGUUGUGCACCCUGGCGGAAACUGUGAAACUGUUACAGGAUGGAGAGAACUCAUCCAUAUCUACUGGACAGGCAACGGCCUCUUCUGAACUGAAUCUGCCCCUCGCAUUAGAAUCUCCGAACCAGGGGGAGGAAAUAAACUCAAUCCCGUCCCCCGCACCCUCGACAUCUACUGGACAGUCAACGGCCCCUUCUAAACCAAACCUGCCCCUCGCGUUGGAACUUCCGAACCAGGGGGAGGAAAUAAUCUCACUCCUUUCCCCCGAACCCUCACAGGUAGGGACUAGCAAAACUGCUAUGCAGAAUGAGGAGAUCGAGACGCUUCCGUCACUAAAGGAACAGAAAGGCCCCAAUCCCACACGGAGACCGCUACGUGGGCCCGAUGAACCUGCAGUAUGGGCGUCCCGACUUUGCAGCACUAUGGCGUUAGCUAAAAGCUCGAUACCUAAGUUCAACGGAGAGUCAAUCCCUGCCUACUGGGAAUUCAAAAGAUCACUGCGGCGUCUUUUUCAGGAGACGGACCUGUCUCAGGCCCGACAGCUGGAAAUAUUGGUUGAAGCAUAUAGUGGACCCAUGAAGGAAAACUUGAGGAGUUGUCUCGCGAUGGAGAAUCAGAAGGAAGGGUACGAAAGAGCCUGGGCCCUUCUCGAGAAACGCCAUGGCAAUAAAAACACCUAUAUACGGCAGCUGACAGAGAGGCUCCUCGUGGGGCCGUCAGUGAGUCUCCAAGAUCCGAAGGGUAUGACACGACUGGUAGAUGACAUGUUGAUUUGCAUUGACGGUUUGAAGGCAAUGGGGCAACUCCACCAAAUCGAUAACCUUCAGACGACGCUCGCCGUGGCUAAGAGAUUCAAAGGAAGACUGCUGCAUGACCACACCACCAAGAGGCAUGAAUACCGGAAGCAGCACGGAGAUGCCCCUGGCAUCGAAUGGUUGGCAGCCUUCGUGAAGGAUAUGGUAGAUAUGUCCGAUGACAUAAUGCAAGACCCAGAACAGGGUCAGAGAGCCCCCACCUCAGAAGACAGACAUGCUGGACGUGUUUCCAGUAAGUCGAGCGGGGUGAAGGACUACGCAGUCUUGGCGACUAUCAGUGACGCAAAGGAGGAUGAAAAUGGCUGUCCGUUGUGCGAACGAGACCAUCUUCUCCAACACUGUGAGAAGUUCUUGGAUAUGACCCUGGAAAACAAGGAAACAGUGGCCCAGUCCCAACGCCGUUGUUUUAGCUGCCUUGGACGAGAUCAUCAAAUGGUUGUUUGUACAAGGAAGGAACGCUGCGGGAUAAAUGGCUGUCCUUGGUUUCACUCGAGGCUUCUGCAUAGAACCGGCACCCGAGACCUCUCCUCUGGAACUCGGCACGAUGGCGGUCACGAGGGAAGGACCUCCCGUGGCAUUGCUUGGAAUCCCGCGGGAUCAAAGAGGAAUCGACCUGAGGAUGUUCCCAAAACUGGGGUUAGGGAUGAUGCAAAACGUUUCCGAUCCAUUGGAACUAGAAGCCCCAACCAUUGUGACAGCUAAAAUCGUCUUCCAGAAUGAGUGUACCGCGAGCGACCGGGCUCCGGCUACUGGUGUGGGAUACUGAUGAGAGAGCUGUCGACUUGGCGGUUGCAGUCGGCCCCACGUGUUGACAAAAGGAGACCACCUGUGGGGCUGCGACUUGGCGGCAAUGGUCGGGCCCACGGGCUGGCUGAAGGACGCCACCCGUGGGGCUGCGACUAGGCGGCAAUGGUCGGGCCCACGGGCUGGCUGAAGGACGCCACCCGUUGGGCUGCGACUUGGCGGCAGUGGUCGGGCCCACGGGCUGGCUGAAGGACGCCACCCGUGGGGCUGCGACUAGGCGGCAAUGGUCGGGCCCACGGGCUGGCUGAAGGAGCCCACCUGUGGGGCUGCGACUUGGCGGCAGUGGUCGGGCCCACGGGCUGGCUGAAGGAC
Eriocheir sinensis (Chinese mitten crab) is the source of this 3088-nucleotide messenger RNA. RefSeq lists its product as uncharacterized. The transcript has 2 exons. Lineage: Eukaryota; Metazoa; Arthropoda; Malacostraca; Decapoda; Varunidae. Bases 959 to 2674 code for a protein of 571 amino acids. The record is from RefSeq and is a predicted model, not a curated record.